AUGUCUGGUGUCGUCGCUGAUGGAUUCAACUCCUCUCCAAUGUGGGAAAUGAUUGAAAAUGGUUUGCAACAACCCGAUCUCAAAGAAAAGGCCAUCAAAUCUGUUGGAGCUAUUCUCGUUAUCACCUUGAAGAACAAGGACGGUAAGGAACAAUCUUGGGUUAUGGACUUGAAGGAUAAGGGUACCGUUGCUAAGGUUGAUACUCCUCCAAAAAAUGAUGUUCAAUUGAUCUUGAAGGAUGCUGACUUUGUUAAGAUGGCUGAAAACAAGGCUAACGGUCAAAAGUUGUUCAUGAGUGGUAAAUUGAAGAUCAAGGGUAAUAUGAUGAAGGCUGCUUCUCUUGAAACUGUCUUCAAGCAAUUGGACCCAAGAGCAAAGUUGUAA
This is a messenger RNA of Lizanozyma spartinae, 384 nucleotides long. RefSeq lists its product as uncharacterized. Gene Ontology annotation, cellular component: cytosol. The transcript has a single exon. Bases 1 to 384 code for a protein of 127 amino acids. Lineage: Eukaryota; Fungi; Ascomycota; Pichiomycetes; Serinales; Debaryomycetaceae. The record is from RefSeq and is a predicted model, not a curated record.